AGUGGCGACCAAAAACAUGUUGAAAACAAAUUGAGAUAACAAUUUAUUUCUAAUUUUUAUUCCUACUAAAGUAGGUAAUAAGUAGUAAAAACAUACCAGAAAAUUAUGAAUUUGUAUUUACUUUACUUAACAUUGUAUUUAUAGUUAGGCAGACUGAGUGAGUGUUCACCGUAUCGAGUGGAUCGGAUUCAGAUUCGGAAGAAAAACGAAAAUGGACCUUCCAAAAGGAUCUUCCGAUGGAGAAGAUAUUCCUAGCGACUUUUUCGAUGAUUUCGCUAAAGAAGACUUCAUAGAAGGCCUCAGUGUUGUAGACGAGUGGGAUAAUGAAGAACCCGAAAAAUUAAGAGAUGAUGCUAACUCUUUGGAUGAUGUGGAAGAUCUACGCGAUUUAAUAGAGGACGAUCGAAGAAAAGAGACACAGAAAAUGCGACAAGAUAAGGAUCGUCGGAGAUCAAGCAGCGAAGCUCGGAUGGAUGAUUUCAUCAAGCCGGGAAGUCGUCGAGAUCCCAACAAAACCAACGAAGCUAUCAAAAGGGAUAAAGAAUUGAAAGUAAAACAACACAUAGCUAAACACUUAGAGGAGGAUUUACGACCUCCGGGAACUGAACUUGAUGAUUACUAUGAAGAGAGUAAAAAGAACGAAAAAAAUGAGAAGAAUUUUGAAGACCCCCCACAGCGCUCAUCGCCGCAGGAAAUGUAUGAAUCAUCAGAAAAAAGCAGCCCAAAACAAAAAAUGCAGAAGAAAAGAAGUCUGUCACCCGUUCAUCAUCGCUCACCGGGGAAACUUCAAGAUGCAGCAGAGAGAUUUUACGGACGUCCAGGAAAGUACCGUGUUUCUCCGGGAAGGUUUCGUGAAUCACCAGGAAGAUAUCGCCACGGGCCAGGAAGGCUUCAUCAAGAAAGAACACAUCGGACUUUUGGAAGAAAUCAGGAACCACCUCCGAGAUAUGAGCGUCGUAUGUAUUCCAGCCGAAAAUCGCCGCCGUUUCUUCGACAUCCAAGAUACGAGCCACAUCGUCGCUCAAGAAGCCCUCAUCAUCAUCCCGGUUACAGGAAAGAAAGAAGAUAUGCAAGCCCAGGGGGAAGUCCGCCUAGAAUGUCCAGACGAAGCAGGUCAUCUAGAUCGCCUAGACGCCAUUACGAGAGAUCUCGUUCAAGAUCUCCUCGACGUUCCAGUGAUUACGUGCAACCUCACAAAGAAUACAUUCCACCCUAUCCUUAUACAGUAGGACCUCAGCCUUAUCCCGCCCCUGCAAACUUCAUUCCAGGAAUGUCUGUAGAUCCAAACAUGCCUCCAGCCCAAUACGAUGUACCACAGCCAUAUCCGGUGUAUAAUCCGUAUCCUUAUGACAUGAAUCCCCCUCAACCAGUUCCUGCUCCUAUUCCUGCACCGGGAAACCCGGGGCUGGUACCGACCUUAACCACCUCUCAACAAUUAAUUCCUUCGGAUCAUACUACAGAUCCAUCAACAAAUUCUAUGCAGGAGCCAGCAGAUGCCUUGGCCAAAUUGGUCGCUGAUGGUAUACUCUCCCAUGAAGAUUACCUGAAACUGGCUCCAAACAAAGGGGCCCUUCUGCAGAUGGACACUAAUACAAAAACAGAUGUGUUAAAACGGUGCCAUAGUGCUGUAUCCAAACUAGAUGAAUUAAUGCCGUCAAAUCGGGUGAUCGUCGGUCUUAGAAAGAAGACGCGGAAAUCUAUUGCGCCCCAAUUCUUUUCGCCCCUUAAGAAAAAACCAAUAGCGGAAUUUAAUUUCACCGAAAUUAGCGCCUCGGCCAUUGCACUUAAAAACAAACAAAUCAUAGAUACUAUAGUGUCAACGCUGGAUCUACACGAUUUAGUAAAUCGCCCCAAGAAAGUCUCUUCGGCUAACAUGAAGGAUGCAGCGGUACAGACCACGAGUUCUCAUUGUGACAAGUGCACAAUACGCGAAGCCACGUCGUUCACUGAAGUCGGGACGUCUAUUGAUCAAGAGCAUUUCUCGUCCAGUGCGCACACCCAGGUCCUGGAGCAGGACCUUCAAAAUUCCAAGUCCGUGUUCACCCCUUCAGGCAGUACUUCGGUUGGCAGUGCUCCUAUUUCCUUCGCUCACAUGACCCCAGCGCAACUCGUGUCUCAGCUCGUCGCUCGUGCCAAAACUUUGAAACAAUCCGACAACCCCAGUGGCAGGCCUCCGAACCAGUACCAGGGUAGAAACCCCUACGACGACAGAAGAGGAGCACCCAGCUACCCGAGCCGAAGUAAUUACAACCAAUAUAGAUAUUAAGCUUUAUGUAAUACUGUGCAAAAUAAAAAUCGUUUAACUUACAGGCAUGUAGGUGGUUUCUCAUUUGCACCAAAUAAGAAAUUACCUACAAAAUGCCAAGAAACUUAAUGUUACUGAAAUUUAUUUUGCACGGAAAAAGUUGUUGUUUUACAACAGGAAAUUUUCAGUCACUGGUCUAUGAAAUAAAAUAUCGAACAUAAAUUGAUCUGCAUAUUUUGCUUGUACACUAAGCUAGAGUUUACGGUUUGGUUAUGUCCUUUUUAAUGAAAUAGCAUGUCCUCUAUAAGCCUUUAUCCAAAAUCCUUAAUUUUUAAACACAUGAUGGGAUAAGUAAAUAUAAAAUAUUCUGGAAUUUUUAUAAUACUUAAUAAUAAUACAAGAAUUUCAGAAUUACAAUUUUUGCUGGCCAUGUUUAUGGUCACAUUUUAAUCUUCAAGGUAUGUUUUUAAAAGUGUUAGUCAUCUAGGUGCUCAAAGUGUUUGCUUUAAUAAUGUGUAACUAUGUGAAGUGAAUUAAAAUAUGUGUACACUGUAUAGAAUAAAGAUUUCAAUGGUUAAUGGAAUUUUGGGCUGCGACGCGUUUUCAGCGGCUUGGAAAAUGGAAGACAUGAAGAAAGAAUUUGCGGUUUUAUUUCUACAGGAAAAAUAUGUUGCGUCAGAAAAUACCUAGGACCAAAUAACAUUGUUGUCUCUAAUGAAAUCAAUAAAUGCUUUUAAGUA
This is a messenger RNA of Aricia agestis (brown argus), 2985 nucleotides long. Its product is annotated as histone-lysine N-methyltransferase SETD2-like. Bases 212 to 2266 code for a protein of 684 amino acids. The transcript is spliced from 4 exons. The record is from RefSeq and is a predicted model, not a curated record. NCBI's taxonomy places the organism in Eukaryota, Metazoa, Arthropoda, Insecta, Lepidoptera, Lycaenidae.